Messenger RNA from Oryzias latipes (Japanese medaka), 2903 nucleotides. The record is from RefSeq and is a predicted model, not a curated record. Lineage: Eukaryota; Metazoa; Chordata; Actinopteri; Beloniformes; Adrianichthyidae.
UGGCUGGAACGCUGGGAGAGCCGGAAGUGCCGCGCGCAGACAGAGUGAGGACGGGAAGAUCCCAAGUCAGAUUUCUCUGUUGGAGCGGCGCAGCGACCGGACACCGUCCACCGGGGAUAUCCCGCACCACAGCCGACUGCAACUUCGUUCCUGACAGAGGUUUUCUCCGAUCCCUGAAGAUGUGGAGGUCCGCUGUGGGACAGAAUGUCAAGGUGAACGUAGAUGACGGAGGGGACGACUGGGAGACGGACCCCGACUUUGAGAACGACGUCUCUGAGAAGGAGCAGCGAUGGGGGGCCAAGACGGUGGCCGGCUCGGGACAUCAGGAGCACAUAGACAUCCACCACCUGCGUGAGGCCGUGUCCACCGAGCACACCAGCCUGAAGCAGAAGGAGCUGGAGACCAUGCCCAAGGCCUCGCACGGCUACGGGGGGAAGUUUGGAGUGCAGCAGGACCGCAUGGACAAGUCUGCGGUCGGCCACGACUACCAGAGCCAGCUGUCCAAGCACUGCUCCCAGACGGACACGUCCAAAGGGUUCGGAGGCAAGUUCGGCGUCCAGGCCGACCGGGUCGACCAGUCCGCCAUGGGCUUCGAAUACGCCGGAAAGACGGAGAAGCACGCCUCGCAGAAAGACUAUUCCACUGGCUUUGGGGGGCGGUACGGCGUGCAGGCGGACCGCGUGGACAGGAGUGCAGUGGGCUUCGAUUACCACGGGAAAACCGAGAAACACGAAUCCCAGAAAGAUUAUGCAAAAGGUUUUGGAGGCAAGUUCGGAGUUGAGAGUGACAAGGUGGACAAGAGCGCCAUGGGCUUCGAGUACCAGGGUAAAACGGAGAAGCACGAGUCCCAGAAAGAUUACGUGAAAGGCUUUGGAGGCAAGUUCGGCGUGCAGUCGGACCGGCAGGACAAGUCCGCGCUGGGGUGGGACCACCAGGAGAAACUUCAGCUCCACGAGUCCCAGAAAGAUUACUCUAAAGGAUUUGGAGGGAAGUUUGGCGUCCAGAACGACCGCAUGGACAAGAGCGCCGGCACCUUUGAGGACGUGGAGAAACCCGCCCCGACGUACCAGAAGACCAAACCCGUGGAAGCUGCCGGCAGCAGCACGGGCAGCAUCAAGGCGCGCUUCGAGAACAUCGCCAAGCAGAAGGAGGAGGAGGACAGGAGGAGGGCCGAGGAGGAGCGCGCACGCCGGCAGGCCAAGGAGAGGCAGGAGCAGGAGGAGGCGCGCCGCAAGACCGAGACCGCCGAGGCCCCGUCUCCUGUGGCUGCGGCCAGUCCGAGUCCCGCCCCCAGCCCCACCCUUGCAGAGGCAGCGUUCCAGGAUGUUUCUGCAGAAAACGGAGAGCCGGUGUACGAGGUGACCCCCCAGAACCAGGACGCAGAGGAAAACCUGUACCUCAACCCAGACGAGCCAGCAGCAGCAGUAGAUGAUCAGCAGUUCGAGUACGGCGAGGACCUCGGGGUGACCGCUGUGGCGCUGUACGACUACCAAGCAGCUGGUGACGACGAGAUCUCCUUCGACCCCGAUGACAUCAUCACGAACAUUGAGAUGAUCGAUGAAGGCUGGUGGCGUGGCGUGUGCCGAGGAGCCUACGGCCUCUUCCCCGCCAAUUACGUGGAGGUUCGGCAGUAAGGAGCGGCGGAGGGCCAGCCCCUCCCCCGGAGGCGGAGCCUCUGCCGCGGUCUUCCCUCCCUUCAGCUCAUGUUCGUGAUUGGACACAGAGAGACGUCGUCGCUCCUUUUCCCGCCUCAGACCGGCUUUCAGGUCAGGCGGCCUCCGAUCUGUCAUUCAAGUCAUUCCACAGGUUUAGCCCCCCCUGCAUCAGCGCGCGUUUAUUACCCCCCCCCCCCCCCCCCCCCCCCCCCCCCCCCGGUGCAAUCUUCACCAAAGAGUUGGAGUUGGUUUAAAGAACAGCAGAAGAACGGUUCUGCUGAGAGGUCCAGAGCGUCCUUCCUAGCUUCUGUCCGCCUGCGUCUCCUGCGCCGUCUGCGUCGUCUGCGCCGUCUGCGUCGUCUGCGCUCCGUGCUCGAACCCUCCGCAGGAAUCCCUCGUCUCCGGCUGCUUCUGUGUUUUCUGGAUGUGAGGCUGCCGCCGGCGUUGAGCAGAUCCCGCGUGGAUCCCGGCGAUGUUCGGGACCCGCGCUCAUCCUGAGUCCGCCUCGCCGCAGUGCAGCUGAAACAUCCGCUCAUCUUUGGGGAAACGGAUUUAAAAAAGUGACCUUUUUCAAACGUUUGAUCUGAAACACCUCUCUGCUUCAGUUUCAUCAUUAUCUGCUCUUUUUUUUUAAAGUUUCAAUAAAUAAACGGAAUAAUAUUUUUUCUGUGCUUCAUUUGAACAAAGUGAGAUAUUAAAAUAAUCUGAAAUGAAGAUGAGGGGGAGGGGCUUAUGGCGUCUUUAACUUUAUGUACAUCCAUAUUUUUUUACUUGUUGCUUCCUUUCCCCUAAAAUGCUGUUUCUUUCAAGCCCGUGAGCAGAAGAUGCUUAACUGUAAAGCAGAGCAUGAACGCAGAAAACACGACGCCAUUUAUGAUGUUCAGAUCCGAAUUCUAGGAAAAUGUUUGGAUGUUUAAUGCACUUUCACUGUCUGAAUUAUCAAAAGAAAGCUGAUAUUUGAUGUUUUGGAGCCUCAAAUGUCCAAACGCAGCUGCUAAAUGCAAAGGUUUUUCCAAACGGAUCCCUUUUAAGAUGCGUUUAGACGUUCCUGCUUUCAGGAAGCCAGCAGCAGUUCUGAUCUGUCUUCAUGUUAACGUCUGAGCACAAAAACAUUCAAAGUCUCUUCAUUCGGUUAGUUUGGAUCCUUUAAAGACCCACUCUGAUGGAAAAAUGUUUGUAAAAUGUUCUUGUCCCAUUUUCUUCUCAUGGUUGACACACACAUAUAUACAUAAAAGGAUUAAAAUUGCA